Messenger RNA from Pochonia chlamydosporia 170, 183 nucleotides. RefSeq lists its product as hypothetical. Lineage: Eukaryota; Fungi; Ascomycota; Sordariomycetes; Hypocreales; Clavicipitaceae. The record is from RefSeq and is a predicted model, not a curated record. Bases 1 to 183 code for a protein of 60 amino acids. The transcript has a single exon.
AUGGAAGCGGCUAAUCAAAAUAACGGAAACUUUUGCAGCUUUGGCACGCAGUCUCGGGCAGCGGUACCGAAAUCAUUCACAAAACUGGAACAUUCUCCAACUGGCUCUCUCCACCCUCCUCUCUUACAUACACGGCGUUUUGGGACAAAUAAUCUGUACCCCGUCCUCCGUAUUCCGGAAUGA